AUGGCCUCCGCCGCCGGUUGCAUCUUCUGCCGCAUCAUCAAGGGUGAAAUCCCUUGCUUCAAGCUGUUUGAAAGCGACAAGACCCUCGCUUUCCUCGACAUUGGCCCCCUCAGCAAGGGUCAUGCUCUCGUCAUCCCCAAGUACCACGGCGAGAAGCUGGCCGACAUUCCCGAUGAUCAUCUCUCUGAGGUCCUGCCCACCCUCAAGAAGAUUGUCAACGCAACCGGUGCCACCGACUACAACAUCCUUCAGAACAACGGCGCGAUCGCCCACCAGGAGGUCAAGCACGUUCACUUCCACAUGAUCCCCAAGCCCAACGAGAAGGAGGGUCUCGGCAUCGGAUGGCCUACCCAGUCACCCGACAUGGAUGCGCUCAAGGCGUACUACGAGGAUGUCAAGUCCAGGAUUUGA
Molecule: messenger RNA, 411 nt
Organism: Fusarium falciforme
Lineage: Eukaryota; Fungi; Ascomycota; Sordariomycetes; Hypocreales; Nectriaceae
Product: HIT domain-containing protein
Exons: 6
Coding region: 1-411 (136 amino acids)
Biological process (GO): nucleotide metabolic process
Molecular function (GO): catalytic activity
Source: RefSeq, a predicted model, not a curated record